Molecule: messenger RNA, 3263 nt
Organism: Mya arenaria
Lineage: Eukaryota; Metazoa; Mollusca; Bivalvia; Myida; Myidae
Product: heat shock 70 kDa protein 12A-like
Exons: 8
Coding region: 310-2133 (607 amino acids)
Molecular function (GO): ATP binding; ATP-dependent protein folding chaperone
Source: RefSeq, a predicted model, not a curated record
CCGACAUUGAAAAAGGCAGUAAUGUAUGAUUGAAUGAAGCACUUUGUCAUACAGAUCCAUUGAAACCUGUUGUGUUGUUUUAGUGCUACAGCCAAAUAAAAUCAUUUGUAUGGUUCCUGUGACAUGUUUGAAAUUUAAGAUCGAAGCUGGCCAAGCCCCGGGUGUCUCGGUGUUUUAUAUACAUGAACUUAUAUAGUACAAUCUUUGAGAAUCCUUUUCUCUAAACCAAAAGGAGCAGACCUUCAUACUUGACGUGGCAUUUCGCACUUCGGAACAACCCAAGCAGGCCAACCAUUAAAGAAAUUAGGCAUGGCUACCGCAAAAGUUGCAGAUUCAUCAAGGAAACUGUUAAAAGAUGCCUUCCCUACACCAGCGAAACCAGAAAAGGAACAUCUUAUAGUUGCCGCUAUUGACUUUGGCACUACAUUCACUGGGUAUGCAUUUUCCAUGAAGAAACCUUUUGAGGAUCCAAUCAGCUGCAGCAUUUUUGAGACAGAGGGCUUGAGAAGUGAAAAGGGUCCCUCAUGCGUCCUGCUUAAUCCAGAUGAAACCUUUAACGCAUUCGGAUACGAAGCAGAAAGGAAUUAUGAGGAAUUGUGUGACACUAAAACCGACGGAUAUUACUUCUUCAAGCGCUUCAAAAUGAGCCUCUACAAAACCAAGAAACUUUCUCGUGAAACGAAGAUUAAAGACCUUAAUGGGAAAGAGCUUCCAGCAAUAGAUGUUUUCUCAAAAGUGAUUAAGCACAUUUCAGAAGAUCUUUACCAAAAGCUUGGUAAAAAAACGACGGGAGUUUCUCCAGAUGAUGUGUUGUGGGUUAUUACAAUUCCGGCAAUCUGGUCAGACGCGGCUAAGCAGUUCAUGCGAGAAGCAGCAAAUAAGGCCGAAAUCGAAGACGAACACCUAAAACUUAUUUUGGAGCCAGAGGCUGCGUCUCUUUUCUGCAACAUGCAAAAAUCAUGUAAAAUUGUGAAGGUUGACGACACAGUUGCAAUGGAACCAUUUCCUGUUGGACAAAAAUAUAUUGUUGCUGAUUUAGGCGGGGGAACGGCUGAUUUAGCAGUCCAUGAAAUUCUAGAGGAUCGCAAUUUGAGAGAGAUCGCAAGGUCAGAUGGCGACGCAUACGGAGGAAUUUUGGUAGACGAGGCGUUUCAAGAAUUCAUUUCUGAUUUUUUUGAAAGGAAUGUUGUUCAGCACUUACUGGAAACGAAACCCGAAGAGUAUAUUGAUAUUUUGAAAUCCUUUGAAGUAAAAAAGCGAGCAUUCCAAAGCAAUACACCAUCGAUUGUUCUCAAAAUGCCUUUUGCCUUCAAAGAUGCAUUCGAAGAUUGCGAGGUUUCUUAUGACGAUGCAAUUCGUGAGGCCAAUGAAAAGUACGCAGGAAAGGCUGAAUAUAUGCGUAAUGGUAAGUUAAAACUUUCUGCUGACAUCAUGAAAGGUUUUUUUGACAAGGCAGUUGAUGGUGUUGUCAAAUUCAUCCAACAGAUGCGCUCAAACGAUGAGCUUGGCAUGAUCAACACCGUUUUGAUGGUCGGUGGAUUUUCGGAAUCGAAAUACGUCCAAGAACGCAUUGAAAAUGAAAUACCUGGAGUUAGGCUCGUCAUUCCUACCGAUCCUUCACUGGCUGUUUUAAAAGGUGCGGUUUUGUAUGGGAAAAACCCACGAGCUAUUACAGAAAGAAUAGCAAGGUUCUCCUAUGGGUUUUCCGUUGCUAAACCUUUCGAGGAGGGUAUCGAUCCGGAAGAACUGAAAAUAAUAAGAAACGGACGAGAGUAUUGCAACGACGCAUUUAAGAAGUUGAUAACAAGAGGUGAAAUACUGAAAAGGGGCGAUGCGUUUGGCGACAUUAUUGGGCAUAUGGUAGAUGCCGAUAACUUGUUCGCCUUGAUGUUAUCAUCACUGCUUCCAGUUGUGUCAAAAGUUUACAAAUCAACAAAGGAGGAUCCAAUGUACACCACCGAAGAAGAAGAGUGUGAGGAAAUAGGAAAUCUGAUCAUACCUUCACCACCUACAGGGUGGCCUCCUGUCAGCGCUCUUGUUCAUGGAAUCAUCGUCGGUGAGAGUGAACUGCAUUCCUUUGCAUGCGACGUUAAAAGCAUGAAAAUAUACGAGGCAAAAUUUGACUGCCUCUAAAGUAUUUUAAAGAAGAAGGAACUCAUCUUCAAAAACUAGAAGCGUCGAGUUAUUGGCCGUUUACAAACAGCGCAAAUAUUUCACAUGGGGUAUAUGCACAGUCAAAUGUAUAUAUACUGAUAACAUCAAGGAUUUUUUUCUGUUCCUUUAUUUUAGUUUUGUAUAUAAAUAGAUUUGUUCUAAUUUCAUUGUUACCCGCUUUGCUGAUUAAUUAUGUUAAUGUAUCUCUCCACCAAAUUAAACUGGAAUAAAUAUGGGUUUUUGCGAUAAUAUCAAUAACCCGAUAAAUUCCAAUACGGAACAGAAGUGAUGCGUGAGGGGUAGUCAUAUCGAUAUUUUCUUUAUAUUAUAUAUAACAUGUGUUGCCUGUUUUGAAACAUUUCAAUAGUUCCUUAUACAAUGUGUGUAUACCACGUGAUAAAUUGCGUCAUAAAUGCUACGUCGGAAGGCAAUAUUUUGCUCCGAAUGAAGACUUUAAACAAAGAUAACUUCACUAUUUCUUCACCAUUUUAAAUGAAACAUAGCGAAGUCUACGCCGCUUACGGAGUACUACCUUCGGUCUUUUACCAGAGUUUGAUUUAGAGUUUAGUUUCUUCGACAAACCCCUUCACAAUACGGAAUGGUAAAGGUAAAAUGGUGUAGUAAAAGAAAAGUUAUAUAUGUUUUAAGUCUUUAUUUUAAGCAAAAUGUUGCCUUCUGGCGUAGCAUAUAUGACGUAAUUUAUCACGUUGUAUACACACACUGUUAUAGCUUUAUGAGUUAAAAUGAAUAAAAAAAUCAUGAUGAAAUUUAGUUCAUGAUAACAAUUAAACUAUGGGUUAUGUUCACCUGGUAUCACACCUUGUACACUGAUCACUUUACUCAUGUAGAUUGUUUAAGCAGAUUAUUCAUAAUUUGAUUAUAUAGUGCAUGUGGUAAUUAUUGAUCUAGUGUAUUCUCUAAUUAUAGCAUAUUUGCUUUUGUAAAUAAUGUAAUAUAAACUGUUUCUUAUAAAAGCUGGCUGUCAUUGAAUCAAUAUACAUUUAAAAGUACUACUAAUUGCAACUACUCUAGUAUUGUUUAACAUAAUACCGGUUAUUAUUUGUGUGUAAAAUCAAUAUCAAUGAUAAUGAAAUGUACAUGUAUUACCA